Molecule: messenger RNA, 6429 nt
Organism: Eremothecium sinecaudum
Lineage: Eukaryota; Fungi; Ascomycota; Saccharomycetes; Saccharomycetales; Saccharomycetaceae
Gene: CDC39
Product: CCR4-NOT core subunit CDC39
Exons: 1
Coding region: 1-6429 (2142 amino acids)
Biological process (GO): nuclear-transcribed mRNA catabolic process, deadenylation-dependent decay
Cellular component (GO): CCR4-NOT core complex; P-body
Molecular function (GO): molecular adaptor activity
Source: RefSeq, a predicted model, not a curated record
AUGCUAAAUCCGCACUUGGAUUCAGAAGAAGAAAAAAGAGCUGCACAGUCAAUUAUUGCACAGAUUAGCGUUUACAUCGCAUUAUUGAACGACUCUAACUAUCAAGAGUUAAAAAACCACAUUAAUUUAAUAUUAACCAAGUCUUCUCCGCUUGUUUAUAUCAAAUAUUUGAAAAAGUUAUUGACAUUAACUUCACAGUACAUUAAGGGGAACAAGCAGCUUGAUCUGAACAUUCCCACACACAGGCUUUUAUACAGCGAGUUUCAGAGUCUUGUAGACAAGAGCUCGGAGACAACAGAGUUAUUGAGGUCUUAUAUAUUUGAGGAAUCAUUUUUAAGUCAGUUAUACCUAUCUAAGGAAGAACUACUAGGUAUUUUAGACCCUGUUAAGGAUAAAGCGGUACUUGAAAGGCUAGAACCGCAAGAAUAUAUUUCGAAGUUAAAAGAGAUCAGACAGUUACAAAUGAAUACCACUCACAUUCUACAGCAGUUUAUCUUAAAAGAGUCUCCACAAAUGAUGGAGGAGAAUCUAUCCAGUUUAUUGAAGUCGCUUGAAGGAGAAAGUUUGAAUGACUUUGUUGCGUUAAUUUUGUCGGAGAUAUUAUCUCCAGGAUCGCAAGAACUUCAGUCUCCAACAAAUAGUUGGUUUACACCCAUUAAUGUUCAUGAGGCCACACAAAGAGGUAUGCAAGUCAAUAAUGCACUUUCGAAGGUGCCCCCUUCUGCAAUAGAUUGGAAUCGGGUCUUCAAUUUGGUAUCUACAAAAUAUUUUCUGAACAAAGCGAUUGCCCCAACUUUGGCCUCCCUAAGUUCAACAUUUAGUAUUUUGAAUAAGGGUCCCCUGAUAGAUCAGUUUUUCACCUGCGAUUGGAAUUUGCAUUUUAAGCUUAACUUGGCGAUUUUGUUACAUCAAUGGAGUCCGCAGCAAGGGUGCAUUGAUUUGUUACAAGUCCAAGAUAUGAAAAAAGUUUCUAAUGUAAUUCCCAACUCCAAGAAUUCUUUGCUGUACCUAUUGUCGGUCGCAAAGUUGGAUAUUGAACUCUUUUUAUUAAGGGAAGAAUUUGGUUCCAGCCCAAUGUUCCAGCUGUUCCAUGACUGCUUUUUUGAUGACUAUAAUUUAGUUCCAGAAUACCUAGCACUAACGCUAGUUUCUGAAAGCAAGCAUUUCAGUUUAAUGGUUGAAAAGAAGGCAAUAAUAGGGGAACUUUUGGUAACAUUUGCGGUUCAAGUUUUUGAAAAGUCAUUAAUGGUAUUUAAUGAACUCGUGAACAAAAUUUCAAUUACUAAGAUAAUCGAAGUUGGUAGGAUAAUAAUUAACAAGGAGUCAUUACCGUUGGCAAACUUUGUACAAAUUCUCUAUGAAGAAAAAAAAUUGGAAGACUUUAUAAAAGCUAUACCAUUUAAGGAAGCUUUGAAAGUUACCCCUAGUGCGAGGAAGGUCGGCUGGACAGGGUUUGAAGAUUUUGUUAAAUCUAAAACUACCCCGGAAUCAAUUAAUGCAAUGAUAGAUUUCCUCGAACUGCAAUCAACUAUGGAUGAUCAUAAUACCCCAUACAGGUCGUCCAGGGUGUACGACUUACCAGCUUUGUACUUUAUGGUCACAUUAUUAGACAGUCACUCCUUACCGAAGGAUACCAGAAUUCGUUUGAAUGAUGUACAAUACAAGCUUCUAAACACUUUCCCGAGAUUAAUAAACUUUGGUCAUGGCCAUGACCAGGCUAUUUUGGCAAACGGCGAUUUAGUACCGAUUCCAACCGAUGUGGAAAAGGAGAUGCAAACUUAUUUACAAAAAAUGUACAACAAGGAGAUGCAAAUUAAGGAUAUCGUAGACAUUCUCAGAAACUUGAGGGACAGUGACAGUCCACGAGAUCAAGAUACGUUUGCUUGUAUAACCCAUGCUGUUAUUGCAGAAACCAAAUUUUUUAAGGAGUAUCCGUUGGAAGCUCUAGCAACUACCUCUGUUUUAUUUGGAUCUAUGAUUUUGUUCGAUUUAUUACGUGGUUUUGUUUUAGAUGUUGCCUUUAAAAUCAUUGCUGAUUUCGCAAAAGAGGGCUCCGAGUCUAAGAUGUUCAAGUUUUCUGUACAAGCGUUGUAUGCAUCAAGGAUCCGAUUACAUGAGUUUCCAGAUUUCUGUAAAUCUCUAAUUGAUGAAAAUCCAAGCUUAAAGACACAACCUCAAAUAUUCCAAAUCUUAGUGGAAUCUGCAUCAAAGUCUAAGCAAUCAAUUGGUGGAUAUGGAAGCUUGCAACCCGCUCCAGACAUGAUCACACUUAACUACUUUAAUGUCAACGAGAUCAAUUCCACUGUUCCUCAAAAGAACCCACCAAGAGAGGUAACUGAGAAGGUGUUAUUUGUCUUAAAUAAUACCACCAUGGAUAACUUCAAGGGAAAGAUCCCAGAAUUAAAAGCACUUUUAGAGGAUAAAUACUACUCAUGGUUUUCUAAUUAUUUAGUAAACCAGAGGGCCAAGACUGAGCCAAAUUACCACCUGUUGUAUUCCAACCUGCUGGAGGCUUUGGGAUCUGAUUUAUUGCAUAAGUAUAUGUUGAAGGCUACCUACAAACAGUUAUACUUGCUAUUGUCUACAAAGGAUCUAUCUUCUAAUGAUAAGAAUUUCCUCAGGAACUUGGGUUCGUGGCUUGGUCAUAUCACUUUAGCCGUAGACAAACCCAUCAAGCACCGCAACAUUGCAUUUAGGGCAUUAUUGUUGGAUGCCCACAAGAAUGAAAGACUCGAUGUGGUGGUCCCGUUUGUCACUAAGGUUCUUCAACAGGCAUCCGGUUCUAAGGUAUUCAAGCCUCCUUGUCCAUGGACUGUCGGUAUUUUAAGCUUGCUUUUAGAAUUAAAUGAGAAAGCAAACUGGAAGUUAAGUUUGACUUUUGAAGUGGAAGUACUAUUUAAAGCCUUAGGGUUAAAGUUAACGGAUCUAGAGGCCAGUAACAUUAUGGACAUCCCAGAUGUAUGUGAAUAUUUAGUUGGAAACUUACGAACGAUGACCUUGGAACAGCAGCAAGCUGAGCAACAACAGCAGCUGCUUUCUAUGCAAACCUACGAGCAACAGAUGGCAUUGUUGCACAGACAGCAGCAGCAGCAGCAACAACAACAGCAACAACAGCAACAACAGCAGCAACAACAACAACAACAACAACAGCAACAGCAGCAGCAACAACAACAACAGCAGCAACAGCAGCAGCAGCAACAACAGCAACAACAACAACAACAACAACAACAACAGCAACAGCAGCAGCAACAACAACAACAGCAGCAACAACAGCAACAGCAGCCUCAACAACCUCAGCAACAACGUGUUAUGUCUAAUGGACUAAACAUGCAUAGUGAACAAGCCCCAAUGGACAGCGAGGGAGUGUUCAAUAACUUGGUUGGUCAGUCCGCCUUUGUCACUCAUCCAGAUUUGAAAUUACUUUUCAUAAUGGCAAUGUCAAAGGCUAUUCGUGAGAUACUUGUUCCAGUUGUUGAGAAGUCUUCUAGUAUAGCAGUUAUAACUACUAUUAGCAUCAUGUUGAAGGAUUUCGCGACCGAAGUUGACGAAUUAAAGCUAAAUACUGCUGCUAUUGGAAUGGUCAGGAAAUUGGCUCAGAGUCUUGCACAUGCAACCUGCAUUGAGUUACUAAAGGAAAACAUUCGUAACCAUACACAAGCUCUUACCCCCAAUCUUGUUAGCAUGAAUAUGAAUCAUUCCCCAUUAGACGAAUUGAAUAUGGCUAUUGAUGAUAAUAUUAAUAGCGCCUUAGCUCCUAUCGAAAAGGCGGCCAUGGACAAAGUAACACAGGAUAUAGGUGAACAACUAAUGCAAGCUAUUGCAAUCCGUCGUUACCACAAGGAGAGAAGAUCAGAUCAGCCGUUCUUGGCAUUGAAUGCUAACAAUUAUGCGUUAAAUUUGCCUGAGCCAUUAGGUUUAAAAACUACUGGUAUUACUCCACAGCAAUUUCAUAUCUAUGAAGAAUUUGCUAAACUAAAUGUUAUACCUGAACCAGUUCAACCUUUAAUUGCUUUGCACUCAUUGCCUAACCAACAGCAGGGUAGCAGCAGUCAAUUGUUGCAACAACAGAAACAGAUCAUGCUUCAACAAUUGCAACAAAAUCAAGGUCAAUUCCAAAACGAUGUUAAUGUUCCGCAACAACCGCAACCGGUCUCACAUCAAGUUCCAAUCCAGCAGCCUGUUAACACUAUUCAAAGCGAAUUAGAACAAAACCAAAAGGUAUUGGUCCAAUUCAUGGAUAGAUUGGUGCUGAAUAUUAAAGAGAAUGCUGAAAAGAAGCUUUCGGACCUAGGAAUAGAUAAUGCGAUCAAGGAGACGAUAUAUCAGAUUUUAACUUUUAUUGCCAGGAGUUCCCAAAAAGAUCAACUAGCCUUAAAGGUCUCGCAAGCUGUUGUAAAUAGUUUGUUUGGCACAAGCGAAAGUGUAUUAUGCAGGGAAGUUCUCUCAUUAUUACUUGAGAAAUUAUGUGCGUUGUCCAUAGUUGCAAGAAAGGACGUUGUUUGGUGGCUGGUAUACGCAUUAGAUCCAAGGAAGUUCAAUGUUCCUGUUAUUCGCUCUUUAAUUGAAGUCGGUUUAAUUGAUAUCGCUGAGCUUGAUGUUGUCUUGGUGACAGCGAUAAAGAAUUCCAUGGAAGGAGCUGUUAAAUUUGCUAUGGAUUUGAUUAGGGACACCACGCUUUCAGAGCAGCCGCUACUAAUGCGUUUGGACUUUGUUUGCACACUUGAAUAUCUAAGACUCUACAAUACAGAGGAAACCAAGGAGUGUUUCAAGGAAUUCACAAAUUCCAAGAUUUUGCCUGUUCCAAAGAAUACCAGAGCCACUCGAAAGGAAAGAAUCUGGUUAGUAUUUACUGAAUGGGUUAAGCUUCUGCAGCGAGUCAACAGUGAUAGUGUGGUUGCCAAUGUAUUUGUCAAGCAGCUAAUGGAUGCUGGAGUAAUUAAUUCCAGUGACAAAACAAUUGAAUUUGUUAAAGCUUCUCUCGAAUUGGCGGUUAGUUCCUUCAAGGAAAGUGAUCCUACCGGAGAGGUAUUUACUGCUGUUGACGCGUUGAGUAAAUUGAUUGUGAAGUUAUUACACUUACAAGAUUUCCGUGAUAGCAACAGAGUACACUACCUAAACUUGAUUUUUUCUACUGUUACAUUAGUACUUGCUAAAGAUCAUGAAGUGAACUACCUAUCCUUUAAUGAGAGACCAUACUUCAGGUUUUUCUCUAGUCUGUUAUGCGAAUGGCAGACCUUACGUGGCCAUAACUUUGUCAAGGUGAAGAACGACACAUCAAGGCGCGAGCUACUUGAGUUUGAUAGUGAGUUUUACAACAUCCUUGCUUCCUAUUUGCAUAGCUAUCAAUUGAUUGCAUUCCCAGGUUUUGCAUUUGCGUGGAUCACAUUAAUUUCACACAGAAUGUUCUUACCCGCAAUCUUAAGACUACCCAACAAUGCCGGCUGGCACAACGCUGUGUUAUUAUUAUCUGAUUUAUUGAAGUUCUUAUCACAGUACAUCAAAAAGGAAGAUACCUCUGAUGCUGUUUCCGUUGUUUACAAGGGAACUCUCCGUAUCUUCCUUGCGAUUGCUAACGAUGUCCCCGAGUUUUUGGUCGAAAAUCACUACGAGUUGAUCAACCACUUGCCAGCUUCAUGUAUCCAACUGCGCAAUAUUAUUUUAUCUGCGUUCCCUAAGAAAAUGUUGGUUACAGACCCCUACCGCGCUGACCUCAAUAUGAAAGAACUUGAAGCCUGUGAGACACCUCCAAAGGUCUUCUACGACCCUGUGCAAGAUUUGAAAACAUUGAAGAAGCCUGUAGACGGUUAUUUGAGAAUACCCUCCUCUUCGUUGAUAAGAACAAUUUCCACUGGGAUAUACAGAUCUGAGUACGAGAAGGAAUCAGGUAUUGGUUAUGACAUGAACUCCAUAGAUAUAAGGCUCGUAAACGCUAUCGUUCUGCAUGUCGGUAUAGAGGCCGCCCAAGAAAGACAAAAAACAAGCUUCAACGCGGUCUUCAGCACCAAGUCCUCCUACUACAACUUAUUAUCUGGCUUAAUUAACGAAGGCUCCGUAGAAGUGAAAUUCCACAUAAUACAGGCCAUGGUCAAUCAACUGCGUUACCCUAACGCCCACACACACUGGUUCAAUUUCGCAUUGAAUAACAUGUUUGUUUCUGAUCAAUGGGGUGACAGCAUCCUGGAGGUACAGGAAAUAAUAACUAGAGCUCUACUAGAAAGAAUGAUUACAAGUAAACCUCACUGUUGGGGUGUUGUUGUUACCUUCGUGGGUUUAUUAAGAAAUACAGAUAUCCAAUUUUUAGAGCUGCCAUUUAUCAAAGAGACGCCAGAAAUGCGACUUAUUUUCCAAAACCUCUCUAAGUAUCUGGUCAAUCCAAGUAUAGACACUAAUACUACUGUCCAAGAUUCACCCUUGACGCAAAAAACCUGA